AUGAAAUCCGCCACCUACCUUGCUACUCUUAUAGCUGUCCUUCCCGCAUACGUCAAUGCUCAGGCCCAGGAGUGGAGACAGUGUGGCGGUAUUGGGUGGGCCAGGGCGACAACCUGUAUUUCCGGAACAGUCUGCACAGUCUUGAACCCCUACUACUCGCAAUGUUUGCCAGGCACUGCGACCACUGUUGUGCCACCUCCACCUUCGACAACGGUCUUGUCCCUCACAUCAUCUGCUCUGUCCACUGGACCCACAGGCACCAGUUCUAUGAUGUGCUCUGUCGCCUCUACUAUCUCUGGCUUCAAUAAUGUGGAGCUUCUGAACCCCUUCAUCUUCAACGAUGGCACACCCAUGCAGACAAAGGAUGACUUCACCUGCCGCCAGCAGCAGAUCAGCGCACUCAUCCAGGGCUAUGAGGCCGGUGCCCUUCGGAGUCCGCCUCAGUCUAUUAGCGCGCCGUUCUCAAAGAGCGGCUCCACUGGCACACUCAGUAUCACUGUCACCAACGCCGGGCAGUCUAUCAGCUUCGCACUGACCAUUUCCUUCCUGAGUGGCACUCUCCUGGCCAAUGGCUGGCCGCUGGUCAUUGCUUUCGAAGGCAGUAGUAUUCCCAUUCCUGCAGACGACAUGGCCCAGCAAACAGACACCACAAGCAGAGGCAAAGGUCUCUUCUACAACCUCUACAAUUCCAAUGUCAGCCGCAUCAUUGACGCGCUCAAACAGACCCCGUCUGCCCAAAUCAACACGCAGUGCCUCGCGGUUACGGGCUGCUCGCACGAUGGCAAGAGCACACUGAUGGCGGGUGUGCUGAAACUGUGUAUUGCGCUUACCAUCCUGCAGGAGUCAGGCUCUGGUGGGGACACGUGUUGGUGGCUGAGCAAGUAUGAGAGUGACACGGGAAACAAUGUGCAGACAGCAACAGAGAUCGUGACAGAGAACAUCUGGUUCAGCACGAACUUCGCCAACUACGUGAACAACCUGCCCGUGCUCUCAUAUGACUACCACAUGCUUAUGGGCCUUGUCGCGCCGCGCGCUCUGGUCUCGUUUGAAAACACGGACUACAACUGGCUCUUGCCCAUGAGUGCCUGGGGUUGUGUCACCGCCACCCACACGAUUUUUUCUGCACUUGGCGUCUCGGACAAUUAUAGUUUCGCGCAAAUCGGUGGGCAUGCACACUGCGCAUGGCUGUCUUCGCUCAUGCCGAACCUCAACGCGUUCUUCAACAAGUUUCUGCUCGACCAGAACGUCAAUACGAGCGUGUUCUUGACCAACAAUCAAUUUGGCGGAGCGCAGUGGAUGCAGUCAAAUUGGAUCAAUUGGACCACACCCACCUUGACUUAG
Molecule: messenger RNA, 1341 nt
Organism: Phanerochaete carnosa HHB-10118-sp
Lineage: Eukaryota; Fungi; Basidiomycota; Agaricomycetes; Polyporales; Phanerochaetaceae
Product: carbohydrate esterase family 15 protein
Exons: 4
Coding region: 1-1341 (446 amino acids)
Biological process (GO): carbohydrate metabolic process
Cellular component (GO): extracellular region
Molecular function (GO): cellulose binding
Source: RefSeq, a predicted model, not a curated record